This is a messenger RNA of Penicillium olsonii, 1194 nucleotides long. The record is from the annotation of a GenBank genome assembly. NCBI's taxonomy places the organism in Eukaryota, Fungi, Ascomycota, Eurotiomycetes, Eurotiales, Aspergillaceae.
AUGCUGGGAGAUCCAACCCACUCAUUCCUCAUCAUGGUGUUCAGCAAAGUCUCUUUCACAUCUGCUUUUGUCUCCCUCUUGGCCUGCGCGGGCGCCCUGGAGGUCCCCAAGACGGACUACGAUGUUAUCGUCGUCGGCGGUGGUCCUGCAGGCUUGAGUGCCCUUAGUGGUGUCUCCCGUGUGCGGAGAACGGCUCUCUUGAUUGAUAGCCAACACUACCGCAAUGACCCAACCCGUGAGAUGCACGAUGUCAUCGGCAAUGAUGGUACUCCACCCGCCGUGUUCAGAGGUCUGGCGCGUGAGCAGAUCUCCAAGUACCCGACGGCGCACUUCGCCAACGAGACUGUGGACCACAUUACCCCCUGGGGUACGGGAGACUACUCUGCCUUCACCGUGACCGACAGCCAAGGCAAGAACUACACCGCGCGCAAGAUCGUGCUCGGAACCGGUGUCAAGGAUGUGCUUCCUUCCACCCCCGGCCUCGAGGAUGGAUGGGGCCAGGGCAUCUUCUGGUGUCCCUGGUGCGAUGGCUACGAGCACCGCGACCAGCCCAUUGGCUUCAUCGGCGACAUCACCGACCAGCUUUCCAACAUUCUGGAGACCCACACCCUCUAUGACGAUGCCAUCGCAUUCGUCAACGGAUCUCAAACACCCGAGGGCGAGGCUCGCGCAACUGCCAAGGUUGCGGACUGGAAGGCUCAACUUGCUGGAUGGAACACCACCAUCGACAACCGCACUAUCAGCUCCAUUGAGCGUCUCCAGGACGGCGGCGACAACCGCCAGGGGGAUAGACAAUUCGACAAGUUCCGCAUUCACUUCACCACUGGCGAGCCCGUUGAGCGUGGUGCCAUCAUGAUCAACGUCCCCACUGUUCAGGCUUCGGUUCUUCCUGCUGAGAUGGGUCUUGAGAUUGUUAGCGACAAGAUCAACGUUACUAGCGCUUUGCGCACUAACGAGCCCGGAGUCUGGGCUGUUGGUGAUGCCAACAGCGAUGGCAGCACCAACGUCCCACACGCCAUGUACACCGGAAAGCGAGCUGGUGUCUAUGUUCACGUGGAAAUGUCGCGCGAGGAAUCUGCCUCUCAGAUCUCCAAGCGUACUGACCUCACUGACGCCCAACUGGAGCACGAAGCCAAGCGCGCCAUUGGUGACGACCUUGAGUCUCUCUGGAAGCGUGCUCAGGGCCUCCAGUAG